Lindgomyces ingoldianus is the source of this 1503-nucleotide messenger RNA. RefSeq lists its product as uncharacterized. The record is from RefSeq and is a predicted model, not a curated record. The coding region runs from base 1 to 1503 and encodes 500 amino acids. The transcript is spliced from 10 exons. NCBI's taxonomy places the organism in Eukaryota, Fungi, Ascomycota, Dothideomycetes, Pleosporales, Lindgomycetaceae.
AUGGGCCACAUUGCUCAGCUUUGCGAGUACGGCGGGCCUUCUGCAGGGCUGAGAAGAGCUGGGCCAAUCGCUAUCUUUGAUGAGUCUCCUCUUCCUCCCAGCACACAUUUCACUCACCGGUUGGAGAUCCUGAUGGAAUUAACAACACAAGGCAGAAAAAAGCGCCAUUUAUUAAAACACAAAACACCAUCCACUUACAGAAUCAUAUACCUGCUCUCUGCCUUUCUUCAGAAUCGCAUGUCGCUGCGAAGGCCUAUAUUCAUUCUAUUCACCAUGUUUUUGCUCUAUUUCCUCACGUACUUGUGCUUGGACGCCGCUAGAGCCUUGCCAAACCUAAGACAACGUAACAGCACUCUUCCAGAAACUCAUCCAUUUUUCAAAACACCGAACUCGGAGGGGGCUUCAACCCAGACAAUUAUUUUUGGUGUCCUAUCUCACUCCAAUACCAACGAAAGAGAUAUCCAUUUCGGUCCUCUACUUCUACUUCUGAAAGUAUUGAGAUUUAUCGGAUUCAACAUCUACACCUUGGACGUCGCCUUCCCGUCCCUAUGCCUGAGCUCAGUGUUGAAGAUGAGCACUCUCUCCCUCCUUCAAGAGAAGGAAGCAUUGUUGUUACUUCUCCUUCUGCACCGCAUUCAGGGGAGGCUUAGCUCAAGCCCGAUGGGUAGUGUGCUGUGUGGUGCAUUACGCAAAGGACUCGUGAGGACUUGCACAUACCUAUUCUCAAAUGUGCGCGGCUGGGCUCUCACCUUUGCUUGUAAGAUGUACGGUGCGACUUCUUCUAAUAUACAGUUUCUCGCCUCUCAUUUAUUGCCAUCUGGAAAAAAGUUCAAGGAGACCAACUCCUCUACUGUAAUUGUUCCAUGUAAUGUGUGCUCGCUGAAUAAGGAUCAGAGGAUACUGGUACCGAUCGUCCUCAGUAAGAAAUGUAGCCACGUCCAUUGUGGCAGGGACUCUGGCGAGACACCCUGUGUGGCGAGACAAAUGAGGAGUACUUUGACUUUCAGCAGCUGGAAAGCCUAUAUACAUAACAAGUACUGCUAUAAUUCUAUGAAAGAAGCCAUCAUCAGCCUUGUGCGCGUUGUCGCGGGCAAAUUCAUGCAGGGUCGCCACCUAAUGCGAGAUGACUCCGCACGUCGCACCUCAUCAUCUGCGGGUGCUCGGAACAUAAGUAAAUCCGGCUCAGAAUUGGGAGCAGUGUUGAUAAUCAGCCGGCGAUUGUUUAGUCAGCGAAUGCGUCUCAGCGUCAAAACCGCUCAACACAGCCAUCGUACAAUUUCGAGAUACGGUCCAACGCAGAUGACUUCGAUAGCCUCCGGCGAAACACAGCUCUACACUACCGCCUCGCCCUCGAGCGCCGAAUCCGCCUUUGUUCCCUCAUCGAAUACAACUUCCGGUAGGGUACCCACAACUACUUGGGAAGCCGUGGUGGAGGAUUCUUGUCCGGCGAUGCUGGACGGAUCGAUCGAUCUUAUUAUGACGGGGUCCUGGCGAUUAUGGUAG